This is a messenger RNA of Striga asiatica, 618 nucleotides long. The record is from the annotation of a GenBank genome assembly. Lineage: Eukaryota; Viridiplantae; Streptophyta; Magnoliopsida; Lamiales; Orobanchaceae.
AUGGAUCAGCUCUACGCCGUGGCUCCUGAGGACUUCCGGCCAGGAGCGGAGGGCGAUGGAGAGCAGGAAGUGGUUGGGACCGGGCCCGGGCCCGCGCGCGCGGACCAAGUCGCGGUAGAGGAGCGCGGCGGAGGCGUGGUCGGAGACGUCUGCGUAGGCGGAGAUGACGGCGGCGUAGAGGUGGGCGUUGGGGGAGGGGAAGGCGUCGAGCAGGCGGCGGGCGUAGGGGAGGUGGCGGAGGCGGGUGGCGCAGAGGCGGAUGAGUUUGAAGGUGUAGAAAUGGGUGGCGCCAUGGCCGAGCGUGACGAGGCGAGCCUGGAGCUGGUGGAGGUGGCUGAGGUGGCGGCAGCGAUUCACAAAGUCACUCUUUUCCAGCAAAUAUCCUCGGCUCCACGAUUAUUUUCACAUAAUCACGCAAUUACACUUGGACUCAAGCUUGGGAGGCUCUAUGCUGUCAACAUUGUUACGAACUCCAACAAUAAUUUGGUUCGAGUUAUCGUCAUUUUCAGCAUCGCAACAAAGAGCCCACCUGGAAAUGCCAUUGUUGGUCGAAGGAUUUCCAUUGGUGGGGUUUCUUUAUUUAUUGCUAUAUUUGCGGCUUCGUAUGCGAGGUUGUGA